Molecule: messenger RNA, 2037 nt
Organism: Rhizopus microsporus ATCC 52813
Lineage: Eukaryota; Fungi; Mucoromycota; Mucoromycetes; Mucorales; Rhizopodaceae
Product: transketolase-like protein
Exons: 5
Coding region: 1-2037 (678 amino acids)
Biological process (GO): pentose-phosphate shunt
Cellular component (GO): cytosol
Molecular function (GO): transketolase activity
Source: RefSeq, a predicted model, not a curated record
AUGGUUUCUGAUAUCGAUCAAAAGGCAAUCAACACUAUUCGUACAUUGGCCGCUGAUGUUGUUUUUAAAGCAGAUUCUGGCCAUCCUGGUGCUCCCAUGGGUCUUGCUCCUAUCGCGCAUACCUUGUUCACCCAGUUCCUUCGCGCUAAUCCCAAGAAUCCUUACUUUAUCAACAGAGACCGCUUCUUACUGUCAAAUGGUCAUGCCUGUGCUCUCCAAUACAUCCUUCUUCACUUCUUAGGAUAUAACCUCACCAUGGAAGAUUUAAAGCAAUUUCGUCAAGUGGGCUCGAAGACACCCGGUCAUCCUGAACGUAUUGAUACAGAGGGCGUCGAAGUGACUACAGGCCCCUUAGGUCAAGGUAUUUCUAAUGCUGUUGGUAUGGCUGCUGCCGAAGCUCACUUGGCAGCCACGUACAACCGACCUGGUUACAACAUUAUUGACAACUAUAUCUAUGUUAUCCUUGGUGACGGCUGUCUUCAAGAAGGUGUUGCUUCUGAAGCUGCUUCAUUGGCUGGACAUUUGCAACUUGGUAAACUGAUUGCCAUAUACGAUGAUAACCAUAUUACUAUUGAUGGUGACACCGAUGUGUCCUUUACCGAAGAUGUUAUCAAGCGAUUUGAAGCUUAUGGAUGGCACACUCAAGUAAUCAAUAAUGGUGAUACUGAUAUUGAAGACUUUAAGAAGGCUAUUGUCGAAGCUCAAAAGGUCACUGAUAAGCCUUCUCUGAUCAAAGUAAGAACCACUAUCGGCUAUGGUUCUUUGAAUCAAGGUAAAGAAAAGGUUCAUGGUUCUCCCCUUAAGGAGGACGAUAUUAAGCAACUCAAACAAAAAUUCGGUUUCGACCCCGAAAAGACUUUCCAAGUUGACAAUGAUGUUUAUGAACUCUAUCACAAGCGUGCUCAACAAGGUGCUGAAUAUGAAAAGCAGUGGAAUGAACUGUUUGAAAAAUACAAAAAGGAGUACCCCAAGGAAGCCAGUGAACUUGUUCGCCGCUUCAGCCAGAAAUUACCUGACGGUUGGGAAAAAGUUCUUCCUCGUUUCAAGCCUUCCGAUUCAGCAGCGGCAACACGCAAAAUGUCAGAAACCGUUCUUACUGCCCUUGCAGACGCCAUUCCUGAACUCCUAGGUGGUUCUGCCGACUUGACCGGUUCUAACUUGACACGCUGGAAAGACGCAGUUGACUUCCAGCCUCCAUCAACUGGCCUUGGUGAUUAUUCUGGACGCUAUUUCCGUUUUGGUGUACGUGAACAUGGUAUGUUUGCCUUCUUGAACGGUAUGAGUGCCUAUGGUGGCAUCAUUCCAUUUGGUGGCACUUUCCUUAACUUCUUGACCUAUGGCUGGGGCGCUGCUCGUCUCUCUGCCUUGUCUCAUUGCCGUGUUAUCUACGUGAUGACACACGAUUCCAUUGGUCUUGGUGAGGACGGUCCUACUCACCAACCUGUCGAAACCUUGGCUCUCACUCGUGCCACGCCCAACAUGCUCACCCUUCGUCCUGCAGACGGCAAUGAAGUCUCGGGUGCUUACUGGGUCGCCCUUCAAAACAAGGAGCGUCCUUCUGUAUUGGCACUCUCUCGUCAAGGCUUGCCACAGCUCGAGGGAAGCUCACCCGAGAGUGUUCUCAAGGGCGGCUAUGUACUCCAGACGGACGACAAGCCUCAAAUCAUUUUUGUCGCAACAGGUUCUGAAGUCACCAUCGCUGUGGAUGCACACAAAAAGUUGAAAGAACAGGGAAUUCCCUCCCGUGUGGUCUCGAUGCCUUGUACUGAAUUGUUUGAUGAACAACCCAUUGAAUAUAAGAAACAAGUCAUUCCUUCUGGAACCCCUGUGAUCUCAAUUGAAGCUCUUGGUACCUUUGGAUGGGAUCGCUACUCUCAUGCUCAUAUUGGUUUGCAUACAUUUGGUACUUGUGGUAAAGUGGGUGAUGUAUACAAGCACUUUGGUAUAACCUCAGAACAUGCUGUUCAAAAGGCAAAAAAUGUUAUUGAACACUUUAAGAAGCUUGGUCAUGUUCCUGAGUUGAACGUUCAACUUUAA